CCGCCGCUGCUGCUGCUGCUGCUGCUGCCGCCGCCGGGCUCGGGCUCCGGGGCCGACCGGCCUCCCCACUUGGUCUUCGUGCUGGCGGACGACCUGGGCUGGAACGACGUGGGCUUCCACGGCUCCUACAUCCGCACGCCGCACCUGGACGCGCUGGCGGCCGGCGGGGUGCUCCUGGACAACUACUACACGCAGCCGCUGUGCACGCCAUCGCGGAGCCAGCUGCUCACCGGGCGCUACCAGAUCCGUACAGGUUUACAGCACCAAAUAAUCUGGCCCUGUCAGCCCAGCUGUGUUCCUCUGGAUGAAAAACUCCUGCCCCAGCUUCUAAAAGAAGCAGGCUAUACUACCCAUAUGGUCGGAAAAUGGCAUCUGGGAAUGUACCGGAAAGAAUGCCUUCCAACCCGCCGAGGAUUUGAUACCUACUUUGGAUAUCUCCUAGGUAGUGAAGAUUACUAUUCUCAUGAGCGCUGUACAUUAAUUGAAGCUCUGAAUGUCACACGAUGUGCUCUUGAUUUUCGAGAUGGUGAAGAAGUUGCAAGAGGAUAUAAAAAUAUGUAUUCAACAAACAUAUUUACUGAAAGGGCUACCGACCUCAUAACUAACCAUUCACCAGAGAAGCCUCUAUUUCUCUACCUUGCAUUCCAGUCUGUCCACGAGCCCCUUCAGGUCCCCAAGAAAUACCUGGAGCCAUAUGACUUUAUCAAAGAUAACAACAGGCAUCACUAUGCAGGAAUGGUGUCCCUUAUGGAUGAAGCUGUAGGAAAUGUCACUGAAGCCUUAAAAAGCCAGGGGCUCUGGAACAACACGGUGUUCAUCUUCUCCACAGAUAACGGAGGGCAGACUUUGGCGGGGGGCAAUAACUGGCCCCUCCGAGGAAGAAAAUGGAGCCUGUGGGAAGGAGGCGUCCGAGGGGUGGGCUUCGUGGCAAGCCCCUUGCUGAAGCGGAAGGGUGUGAGGAACCGGGAGCUCAUCCAUAUCUCCGACUGGCUGCCGACGCUUGUGAGGCUGGCCCAGGGACACGCCAAUGGCACUAAGCCUCUGGAUGGCUUCGACGUGUGGAAAACUGUCAGUGAAGGAAGCCCAUCCCCCAGAAUGGAGUUGCUGCAUAAUAUUGACCCGAACUUUGUAGACUCUUCACCAUGUUCUGGGAACAGCACGGGUCCAGCAAAGGAUGAUUCUUCUCUUCCAGAAUAUUCGACCUUUAACACAUCUAUCCAUGCUGCAAUUAGAUAUGGAAAUUGGAAACUCCUCACGGGUUACCCAGGCUGUGGCUACUGGUUUCCUCCACCGUCUCAAUACAAUGUUUCUGAGAUACCUUCAUCAGACCCACCAACCAAGACCCUCUGGCUCUUUGAUAUUGAUCAGGACCCAGAAGAAAGACAUGACCUGUCCAGAAAAUAUCCCCAGAUCGUCAGGAAGCUCCUGUCUCGCCUGCAGUUCUACCAUAAACACUCAGUGCCCGUGCGCUUCCCGGCACAGGACCCCCGCUGUGAUCCCAAGGGCACUGGGGUCUGGGGCCCUUGGAUGUAGGACUUCAGGAAGGCCAGAAAACCUUUCUGUUGCACAUUGGACCUCAGCUCUUUACUCUCCUCUCAUUUGUUCUUCCAAGCUGGCCCUUCUCUUGCUCCUAAACCACACUGAGGUGUCUAAUUUCAACUCCUAGUGCAUUUAAGCAGCUGAUAAAAUCUGGAACACUCCUGUUGUGUCUACAGGCAGAGGUGGCUGGGCUCAGCCUCUUGUCUAAGCUGCAGGACAGCUGGGAACCUGAUUUGAGAUAGGAAGUUCUCACUGAGUCUGGCAGGCUGGAGCAGCUGGCUCUUUUUGUGUCACAAGUCAGACAUUAGAUUUCCCUACGCCAAUGGCUGGUUUUAUUGGGGUGACUCAUAUUUCUUGCAACAAAUGAAGAAAGCAGACAAUUGUUAAUGGUUCUGCUUGCCAGAGGUUCUCCCUGUCGGUGAGAGAUCAUGUUCAGGCAUCCCAUGUAAAUGCCUCACCC
Messenger RNA from Galeopterus variegatus (Sunda flying lemur), 1999 nucleotides. It is a transcript of the gene ARSB, whose product is annotated as arylsulfatase B. Lineage: Eukaryota; Metazoa; Chordata; Mammalia; Dermoptera; Cynocephalidae. The annotation marks the transcript as partial. The record is from RefSeq and is a predicted model, not a curated record. The transcript is spliced from 8 exons.